This is a messenger RNA of Sitophilus oryzae (rice weevil), 1434 nucleotides long. RefSeq lists its product as uncharacterized. NCBI's taxonomy places the organism in Eukaryota, Metazoa, Arthropoda, Insecta, Coleoptera, Curculionidae. The record is from RefSeq and is a predicted model, not a curated record. The transcript is spliced from 2 exons. Bases 730 to 1434 code for a protein of 234 amino acids.
AGCACAGAAGCGUGCACAGAACAAAUUCGGUACAAUCCGAUGCAGCAUCGGUAAGAUCGCUUGAAUUGCCUGAGUAUUCCAGUAAAAAAUUCACGUCACAAGCAUAAAGUUAGAAAAGGAAGCACGCGCUCUGAAGAUCUGGAUGUGCUGGAAGAUAUAAAAAGAAGUCGUUCAGUUGGUGAGCAGUUGCACCACGUUAUGGAAGAAAAAACAUGUAACGAUGAUUAUAAACUUAACAUCAACAGUUUUAAAAAUUUGACAGAGGAUGUAGAGGACGAUAGUGUUGAAUAUAUUUUUUGUGAAACACCUACCAACGAUAAAGAUGAUUUUUUCAAGCUGGACUUGACAGAAUCGACAGUAGACUUUGGUGGUUUAAAAUUAUGAAUAUAUCUAAUGGUGAAGACUGUGCUUUUGAAUAUAGUUCCUUUAAACAAGAUUAUGGGGAAUAUUCCUCCGUAAACAGUGAUAGUAAAGACUGUGAUAAUUUUAAUACUUUCGACGACAGCGAUAGUGAAUUAGGACAAUAUACCGUACCAUUUUGGUUGAUGAAAAAGCUUUAUCCAUAAAAACACGAACGAUAACCUGGACGACGAGGUAUCCCCUCAAAUUUCAGAAAAAAGUCUUACUAUAAAACGAUUUGAUACUAUCUUCAAAGAGACUGAACCUAAACAAGAUGAGACAGAAGAAGACAGUGCCAGUAUUUCUGAAGAUUCAUCAACCGGUACACUUAUGGAGAAAAAACAUCGUUCUAUCAACACACAUCAUAAAAGGCCACCUCAAAUUUCAGAAGAAAGUCUUACUAUAGAACGAUUUGAUACUAUCUUCAAAGAGACUGAACCUAAACAAGAUGAAAUAGAAGAAGACAGUGCCAGUAUUUCUGAAGAUUCAUCAACCGGUACACUUAUGGAGAAAAAACAUCGUUCUAUCAACACAUAUUACAAAAAGUCACCUCAAAUUUCAAAAGAAAGUUUUACUAUAGAACGAUUUGAUACUAUCUUCAAAGAGACUGAACCCGAACAAGAUGAACAAGAAGAAGAUAGUGCCAGUAUUUCUGAAGAUUCGUCAACCAGUACACUUACCGCAAAAAAGCAUCGCUUUAUUAAAAAUUCAGACGGUACUAGCAGUCGCAGGAGGAUGGCACGCAGAAGAACAGGUAUUCUUAUGAAGCGAAAUACUGUCAAAGAAUUGGCGCAUGUUUUUGAAAAUUUCGAGGAUGCAAGUAAAAAUGGUGAGACUGAGAGUUAUCGCAAAAGCUUUUUCGAGGAAAUGGAAAAGAAAAAUGAACAAAUGUUGCUGGAUGGGUUUGAUGAUGACGUUUAUUUAUCUAUAAAGAAACUUCAUUUAGAUGAUGAUGGGAAUAAAGAGAAAUUGAAAGUUUCUGUAGAUCCUGACGAGCAUGUGGUAAAAAGACAAGGUAUCAUAAUAAGCUUCUAA